AUGACACGCGAGCUGGAGGUCUCAAUUCAGCCUGCGCCUUGCUAAAUUACGAGCGCCCUGAUUGGUUAAUAUUCGUCGCAUCCAAAUUCUGUCGAAGCUUCUACAUCAAAAUUUCACAGUAAUGGCCGAAACAAACCCCACUCAGAUACCGGCAGUGAAAUGGGCACAGCGGGCUGAUCGCCUCUUACUGACAAUACAAGUAACGCAGGCUAAGAAUGUCAAUCUAAAAUUCGACGCACAAAAACUCAGUUUUAGUUGUCAAGGAGAAAACAAUGUGAAUUAUGCAGUGGACAUGGAAUUUCACGGUGAAGUCGACGGAGAUAGCUCAAAACCGAUAGUUGGCAGAAAUAUAGACUUAACCAUAAACAAGAAAGAACCCGGAAACUACUGGCCUAGGUUACUGAGCGAUAAGACGAAGCGACAUUGGUUGAGCACAGAUUUCGCCAAGUGGAAGGAUGAAGAUGAGUCAGACGAUGAGGUGGCCGCAGGAGGACCGGGGGGACCAGGAGGAAAUGAUGAUAGGGGGCUGAAUGAGAUGCUUGCAAAUAUGGGUGGAAUGGGCGGCAUGGGCGGCAUGGGCGGUAUGGGCGGUAUGCCACCUGGUAUGGGGGGUAUGGGUAUGCCACCUGGUAUGGGCGGUAUGGGUAUGCCCCCAGGUAUGGGGGGUAUGGGUAUGCCACCUGGUAUGGGCGGCAUGGGUAUGCCCCCUGGUAUGGCGGGUAUGGGUAUGCCACCUGGUAUGGCGGGCAUGGCAGGAGGAGAUGUACCGGAUCUUGGAGACGAGGAUGACAGUGAUGAUGAGCCCAUUCCAGAUUUGGAGGAAGCAGACGAUAAAGAAACGGAAGGCAGAUCUGAAUAGAAGUAACUCGGUUUUCAUCUCAACAUUAUUAUCUCCAAACCAAACGAACAUUGCAAGGAUUUGGAAUAGCUGACGUAGGAAACCUGCGAGCCUAAAUGAAGAACUUAUAAUUCGUCACUACCACCACCACCACCAAAUGUUUCGACCCGCUAGAUGUGAAUGAGCUACGUGAAGUGUGUUGUUUUGAAUGUAUGCAUUCCAUUCCACGGAGAUAUGAAUAACUGACGUACCAAGGGAGGAGACCACACAAUGAUAGCUGACCAUUUUCUUGUAUGUUUUUGUUUUUUGUUUUUUACUUUUGUUAUCUGGUGUGUAAUUAGAAUCAUGUGUAUCUUGAAUGAUAAUAUUUUUCCUACUUUAAUGUAAUGUCAGUAUUGGUAUAUUUUCCCUGCAGUAUAACAUUUCAGGGGAGAUGGGGACCAGCAAACAAAACGACAGAAGACACAAAGUUAUUUAAUGGAUACGGAAUUAAAAUCUUUAAAUUGAGAGCAUACUGUUAUAUGGAAUCACAACUAUUGCAUAUAUUUUUGCUAAUGGAUAUUGUUUUUCUGAGAUAUAGAAGGAAAAAGGGUACCUUAUGCCUAGUUUACAGGGAACUGGAGUUCUGUUGUGUAUAAAAGAAUGCGUCUUAAUCAUGCUCAAAUUUUUAAAAGCAAUUUUUUUUGUUUUUUGCAUAGAGUUUGAUUACCAGCUCUUUGAGUAAUAAGAUAUAAUUGUUAUCAACAUAUGGCAUGUUAUGAGCACGGAAUUCUGGUAACUGAAUCAUCUUUAAUUCCAAUUCAAAUACUUUGAAAAUUAAAAUUAAAUCUUUACUAGAGGUUAACAGUAAUUAUAGAAUAGUCCUGGAUCAUAGGAUGGACUGCCUUUCAAAAUGGGUGCACGUCCGCACAACCAACGUUAACAGCAAUGAAUGAAUAGAUGAAGGAGCAAGAGUACCGUAUCAUUACUCUUGAGUAGAAUAAGCAACCAAAUGCUGCAUGCAAGAUUUCAACUUGGCAGAAGUCUACCAGCUCUGUGCGGGAAGUGCUUAGUUAAGGCCCGAGAUGAAUGGGAAAUGAUAAGGAUAUUAGGAAAUUUAUAUCACAUGUGGCAGUUGUGUUUUUUAUUUUAAAGCUCUGAAUAUUGAUUGUAGUUGAAGGUAUAUUGUUCAAAAGAAAGAGAAAAAAGUACUAGGAGAAUCCACAAAUAUUGUCAUUGCCUGAAGAAAUUUCCCCAAUAUUUCCUAACUUCCAAUUAUUAUUUUCUUUUGCCAAAUGUCUCUUUGUGUUAGUCCAGUGUCCCUUUGUGCUACAGUCUAUUGUUAUUACCCAGUUUCAUUACUAUCCUUAGAGUUUGGGAAUGUAAUCACUGUUCAAAGUCCAUUUUCUCAUGGAAAAAGGAAAACGUAAUUUGUGUACAGCAUAAUGAAAUAUGUAUAUGUAGUUGAUGCAAAGAAGUUUUGAUAAACAUGUUCUCUUAAAUAAUCACCUCAAAUGUUCCUCAUUUGUACUGUGAAGUUUUAGGUAGUUGAGGGAAAUGCAGUUUCACGGAAACCUGUGUGUAAAGACCACUUGAGGAAUACAAGAAAAGCGGUCUUUGUGUACAGGUUCCUGUGAUACAGGUCUCGCUUAGAAACUGCUCAAGGGAAUAAAAACUGGUCUUUGUAGGCAGGUGAGGUGGUCUUUCUGUACAGUGGUCACUGAAACACGUUUUUGACUGUGAUAGAUGGAUGUCAUCGGAAACCAUCCUUCUUUUGAUUUCUACCAACUCCCUGUUUUUGCCAAUAAACAAGUCAUAUGAGAUCAUGUGCAAUCAGUUUUGUGGACAAAUCCUAAAGAUACCAUUCUGUGUUUUCAAAUGGGGCUGAAGUCAAAGUGUGCCAACCACCUAAAAAAUUAAUUCAUGUAAAAUUAGAAUGUAUGAAUCCAACCUCAAAAACUUCAUCCAGCAUUCUAUGGGCUAAAGGAGUAUGAAGAAAAUAAAAAAAACAACAUUAAACCAAGCACACGGGACCAAAUUCGGACUUGGGUGAUAUGAGGGUUCUAUUUUAUAUGAUCGUGUACUGACAAGAAUCACAAGUCGCUUUUAUAUCAAUGGAGAGUUUCUUUAAACUUACAAACUCUCUUUCCAGAAGUAAUAUUUGAGGCUCUCAAUUUUGAAUGUAGUAUUAUGACACAGAACUACUAACAUAAAAAACAAAAUAUAUUUUGGGGAUGAUUGGUACACCUUAAUACUUGGUAUAACAUGCACUGAUCUGUGGAAGGCCAACUGUCCACCUGUCAGUUUCGUAUACACUACUGUAAUUAUGUAACAAAAUGAGAAAUUUAUUUCAUACAGACAAGCUUUUGUGUUUUCACUUUGUUACCGAAUUAUGGUGAUAUGUACAAGUUGAAGAGAAUGGCAUUUAACCUUAAAUGAAUCAAUGGACUAACUCUAUGCUCGUAUGCAACGUUUAAACCUGGCCGUGGAUUGGUCGUUUUCAAGAAUAAAGACCGUGUCAGGUUACAGUGAAAUUUA
Messenger RNA from Strongylocentrotus purpuratus (purple sea urchin), 3355 nucleotides. RefSeq names its product co-chaperone protein daf-41. Gene Ontology annotation, cellular component: nucleus; cytosol. Gene Ontology annotation, molecular function: protein-folding chaperone binding; Hsp90 protein binding. Bases 122 to 859 code for a protein of 245 amino acids. Gene Ontology annotation, biological process: protein folding; chaperone-mediated protein complex assembly. NCBI's taxonomy places the organism in Eukaryota, Metazoa, Echinodermata, Echinoidea, Camarodonta, Strongylocentrotidae. The transcript has 7 exons. The record is from RefSeq and is a predicted model, not a curated record.